Molecule: messenger RNA, 1405 nt
Organism: Amoebophrya sp. A25
Lineage: Eukaryota; Dinophyceae; Syndiniales; Amoebophryaceae
Source: the annotation of a GenBank genome assembly
CAAGAACAACUGCAGGCCUUGGCCUUCGAUGAAUACCUCCGGCAAGUUUUUUGCGGUGGUUUUGCCCUAUCCGACCCGAGAAGCAUAGUUGUCAAGGUACUUGUGUUUAUUUUCAUGCUAGACGCACUCCAACGCGGUGCUAAAUGUGGGGCCCCCUAGGAGAAGAGACCGGGGAGCAGGGCAGGCCUCUCCUUGUUGGAAGAGAAUGAAAGAUCGGGCUUUCGGGCUGGCGACGCGCCGCCCAUUCUGCCGGUGGCGAUUACGUUCCGCCUGAAGCGCGGGCGGGGUCAGUGGCUGCGGUGAUGAAUUUAAGACCUGGCCCACGGGGGCGCAGCGCCUGAGGCGACCGUUUUGACGCACACGUGCCGGCAACGUAUUGCCGGCCGCCGUGUGGAGUGGUCGCGACGCCCCACCCUUCGAGGAGUGCCGGGCGGGGUCCUUCGGCGGCUGGGCGCUGGAAUAAGUUCCGCAGUGAUGAAAUCACUUCUGAGGGCGCCGCCGCUUUGGGUCACGGCCUGCGCCAAGCGAUCGCCCGUGCGCGACAGUGAGGGACCACCCUAAGCAAGGCUGGGCGCCACCCGUAUGAAGUGACGGGCAUGAACGGACUCGGAGCAGGGGCGAGCGCCGGCGACUGUCUGCCGGCCCAGGCGUCUCACCCCAGGCGCCUUAUCCGCGCCGCCCCAUUAGUUGGGGACCUCUCGUCUCUAGUUUUCUCAUGCAAAUCCGGCGCACCGCGCCCCAUCUGACAACCGGAAAACCCAGAAAAGCCACCACCGCCGGAGACUUGUUGCAGUCUGCUGCGUGCUUCGGGGUGGUCUCCUGCACUUGGAGACUGAUGAUCGGCCGCGGCAGUGAAAAUCCCUCCCCCGUUAGGGGCAGGCUUCUACUUCUAGCGCAGGCGUUGCAGCAGCCAGAACACCAGCAAACGCGGAGGACACUGAGCGAGGGACAGUGGGGGCACAUACCACGCGCGGGCUGUCCUUUGGCAAUAGACGGGGCGCGUUUGCUUCUGGAGCUUCUAGGGCAGAAGCGGCACGGGAAAAGCUUGCGGAGGUGCACGCGGCUUGCAGCGAACAGCCAGAACAAUCCAGCGCGGCUCUUCUUUUCAUUGUCAGACCAGACGCACGGCGCCGGCGGGCGGGAAGCUGUUGAGCGGUGAGCCUGCUCUCCCUUCUGGUCUCGUCCUAUAUAUAGAUACUAACUUAUAUAGUCAUAGAAGAACCCCGACAGGCCUACUUUAAUUAGGCUUUGAAUUGCAUGCAGCCCUCCGCAUCACUCAGCUACCCCAUGCUUACAAGAAUCAACUCAAUCAUCCACCCAGAUGUGCGCCACCUCGCUUGUGGAUGAUUUCGCAGUGGGCGAGCUGAUGGAGGUGCUUCGGAUAGAGGAGGAGUGGUAUGUCGGG